Molecule: messenger RNA, 1200 nt
Organism: Paramacrobiotus metropolitanus
Lineage: Eukaryota; Metazoa; Tardigrada; Eutardigrada; Parachela; Macrobiotidae
Exons: 2
Coding region: 1-1200 (399 amino acids)
Molecular function (GO): protein binding
Source: RefSeq, a predicted model, not a curated record
AUGGGCGGUGGACCGUCGCUGAAGCGGGCCAUUCCGACAGAAGUCAUCUUCUGCCACAUGCGCCAAGGACAUCCGCAUCAGCUCCUUCGCUUCGACUUCAUCCGCAACGAACUGACCAAAAUGGAUUCACCGCUGCAGGCGACACUGGCCGAAUGCGGGUCCAAGCUCAAAGCGGACGGUUUUGCGGUGGCCGUGGGACGUGAGCUGAUCGUCGCUACUGGAGAUUCAUGUGAGAAACAGGUGAUCGCGAUGGACUGUAUCACCGGCAGCACACGUCCUGUCGUGGUGAAUUCGCCGUUUCUUGCGACCUUGUGCGUGGCGGCGGUGGGAGACCGGCUUUACCGUGCUUGUAGAGCUAGUGGAGACGGCGAAAAUUGGUACUGCCACGAUAUGCCCACUGGAAAAGUGCGUCGGGUCGGACAGAUCCCGUUUUACACGUACGAGAAACAUGGAUUUGCCUUACGGUAUAAUCGUGAUGCUAUGCAGGCCUUCGCGCUCCCCAACGGCCGAAUCUGGUUCCUGUCGGUCGGAUCCGUGGACGAGAAGCACGAUAACCACCCGCAGAGUUGCGUGGAAUCCUACGACAUCCACAGCAACACGUGGAAGAACCAUGCCAGCUGGACAGAUAAAGACAUAUUCCAUCAUGACAGCGGGAUCGUCGUCUUCCAAGGCUACUUGUACUUCACGGGCGGCUGCGUGUUCGACGAUCCCUUGGAGUACCUAGACAGCGAUCCCAACGUGACCACUGCUUGCUACCGCAUCUCGUUGGCCCACGGGUAUUGGCCAGAGCGUAUUGCGGAUCUGAACGUGGCACGCUAUCGUCACUGCGUCUUCAUCAAGGACGGGAAGAUCUGGGUGUACGGUGGGACCACCCACGUCGACGGGGAUAAUCAGCGGAACCGGGCGCUGACGUCCUUUGAAGCGUACGAUGCCGAGACUAACCAGUGGACCGUGAUGGAUAUACCAAUGUCCAAGGAACUACAGGAAGAAGUGGCGGGAGGGGAUUACGCACAGAAGACCUUCUGUCUGCCGCUGCAACACCGUCUUCCAUCGGUGUGCGAUGGGAAGGAAUUUAGCGCUCGUGACGACAAUUAUGAGUACGUGCUGAGGGAAAAUCGUCACAUCGCAGCGGCAUAUGGAAUGGGAGACGAUUCGGAGAACGACAGUGAUAGCGAGUGGCCCGCUGGUUUGGAUGACUGA